Ictalurus punctatus (channel catfish) is the source of this 2125-nucleotide messenger RNA. Its product is annotated as zinc finger protein 239. NCBI's taxonomy places the organism in Eukaryota, Metazoa, Chordata, Actinopteri, Siluriformes, Ictaluridae. Gene Ontology annotation, molecular function: DNA-binding transcription factor activity, RNA polymerase II-specific; RNA polymerase II cis-regulatory region sequence-specific DNA binding. The record is from RefSeq and is a predicted model, not a curated record. Gene Ontology annotation, cellular component: PcG protein complex; transcription regulator complex. Gene Ontology annotation, biological process: regulation of transcription by RNA polymerase II.
UGUCCUGAUUCUUUACUCCUCUUAUAAUGAAAUCAGAGUCCAGACCCCGCUCUUUAAGAAAAUCUCCACAGACUCCUGCUGCUACUGGCUCAGAGAUGUACCACUGCUCAGAUUGUGGGAAGAGUUUUGCUAAAAGUCGUCACAAGCACAUCCACACAGGAGAGAAGCCAUUUGACUGUUCCCAGUGUGGGAAGAGUUUUACUGUUCAGAGUACUCUCCAACAACAUGAGCGCAUCCACACAGGGAAGAAGCCAUAUUACUGUGGACAGUGUGGAAAGAGUUUUACUCGUCAGAGUAGUCUCCAACAGCAUGAUCGCAUUCACACAGGAGAGAAGCCGUAUCACUGUGGACAGUGUGGGAAGAGUUUUACUGUUCAGAGUAAUCUCCGACAGCAUGAGCGCAUUCACACAGGAGAGAAGCCGUAUCACUGUGGACAGUGUGGGAAGAGUUUUACUGUUCAUAGUAAUCUCCAACAACAUGAGCGUAUCCACACAGGGGAGAAACCGUAUCACUGUGGACAGUGUGGGAAGAGUUUUACCCAACUAUGUGAUCUCCAACGACAUGAGCGCAUCCACACAGGGGAGAAGCCGUAUCACUGUGUACAGUGUGGGAAGAGUUUUACCCAACUAUGUGAUCUCCAACGACACCAGCGUAUCCACACAGGGGAGAAGCCGUAUCACUGUGGACAGUGUGGGAAGAGUUUUACUUAUCAAAGUAAUCUCCAACGACAUGAGCGUAUCCACACAGGAGAGAAGCCGUAUCGCUGUGGACAGUGUGGGAAGAGUUUUACUGUUCAGAGUCAUCUCCAGCAGCAUGAGCGCGUUCACACAGGAGAGAAGCCAUAUUACUGUGGACAGUGUGGGAAGUGUUUUACUGUUCAGAGUACUCUCCAACGACAUGAGCGCAUUCACACAGGAGAGAAGCCGUAUCACUGUGGACAGUGUGGGAAGAGUUUUACUCGUCAGAGUCAUCUCCAACAACAUGAGCGCAUUCACACAGAUGAGAAGCCGUAUCACUGUGGACAGUGUGGGAGAAGUUUUCGUUACCAGAGGGCCUUCCACAGCCACCAGCAGAGUCAUACAGGACAGAAGCCGUACCUCUGCAGACAAUGCGCGUGGAGCUAUACUCAUUCAAGUUCAUUAAUGACACACAAGUGCUCUAACAUAAAGCCAUCAGAGUUAGCCAUGUGAAUUUGUCAAAUUUAGAUACAUGUUUUAUAUUUUCAUUUUUUAAAGGGAGGUAAAGUGACAUUCAGGCAUUAAACUAUAAUUAUAUUAUUUGUUAUGGACUGUAGUAUUCUGUUGCAUGGGAUUUUAUUGUUUACACUCUGGAUUUUAGCAAAAUUAGUUAUUUUAUGUUGUUUUCCUGUUUUUCCCCAAACACUUCAAUACCAAGCAUGAAAUACACAUAUUUAACUAGUGGGAAUGCCCACUUUAAUCGGCCAAUCCAGACCUCUGAGUGAGACACAAAACUCUAAUUUUCCCUUUAUCAUAACACGUUUCAUUUGAAAUGAUUUUUAAAUGUGAGUUAGAAUUAGCUUUUUAAAAUGUUAUGCAUACUACUCAUACUCGUACUCACAUACAUACUCGAACUGCACACCUGUUCAAGCUAACAGAAGAUGGUUGUGUUUAGACAAUUUGAAGAGAUACUUCUUGUCCAAGUUGCUCCGUCUUUGCAGCGUCCAUUUAACUGUAGCUAACUACACUACGGCCAAAAGUAUGGGAUGUCUGUCGACCACACCCAUAUUUUUGAACAUCCUCUGGUGGAUCGGCAUCCGCUCCAUGGUCCCUUGAGCCUAGUGUUCCUGAUAUAGUUUUCAGAUUUACUGCAACCCUGACCAGGAUAACACAGUUACACAGAUCAAUGAAUGGGUUUUUGCUGCAUAUAUGUUCCUUUAAGAAGUAAAAAAAUGUUUGUAUCACCUGCAAGUCUUAGAAUUUUUAUUGCAGGAUCACUUUCACAGUCGUGGAUAUACAGUGAAUGGAGCAUUGACAGAGUACAUAACCAGGGGUCUGGGAUUGAUGACCCCUUCACUUUAGUAAAUCACAUGUUUAAUAAUCCACCACAUUUAUACUUUCCUUAUUAAUCAAUGAAUAUUCUCCAUAAUGCAAAUCAUAAAUGGUUU